Molecule: messenger RNA, 5031 nt
Organism: Cetraspora pellucida
Lineage: Eukaryota; Fungi; Glomeromycota; Glomeromycetes; Diversisporales; Gigasporaceae
Source: the annotation of a GenBank genome assembly
AUGGGAUGGGAUUUGAGAUUCAAUUUUUCCAUAUGGGAUUUUUGGACAAUCCCAUUUGUCAUGAUGGGAUAUGAUGCGGAAGUUUUUUUUUUUAUGGAAAAAAAGAAUAAGGCCAGUAUUUGUGUUAGUGUUACUUUUGGUGAUACUUUUGAUAAGAAUGCUGUUUCUCCUAGUGCCGCUCAACAGCCUGAUAUAUCAAGCUCUUCUGGAACGACUCAGUUGAGAGUUAAAAAACCACCGUAUCCUCUAAUAAUUCCUACCACUCAACCUACUAACAUGUCUGGAAGUCGAAUAAAACUUAAUACUCCCACACGAACUACAAAAACGGCUCAAAAGCUAGUUUUACUUCCUGAAGAAGCAGAAGUACCACCUAGUGAGCUUUCUGACUAUGCUGAAACUCCUGUCACUCCUUUAGUUCCACAUCUACCGGCUAAUAAUGCAUAUGAUUCUACUGAUGCUGAGAGAAUGCCCAAGGAAAGUAGAGAAAUCAACAAAUAUUCUAGGGCAACUGCUUAUUGUACGGCUGAAGGUUAUUAUCUUAAAAAGUUGAUGAAAUUUUUGAGAGAUGAGCACAAUGUUCAACCAAUGUACCGUAGAAAUACAAAUAUUUCUUCAUCCACUGCAAUACGUUCACCCAAUGGUCAUUCUUUUAUGGAAAGGCAGAUAGAAAAUUAUGAAAAUAAUGAAGUAAAUUCUUAUUUUGUAAUGUCUGAAAAUGAAGAUGGUUAUGAUAAUGUUGAACCUUUAUCAAAACCUACUCACAAUACUCUCACAAAUAUUGGUGAAGUUUUUUAUUUUGAUUAUGGUGUAGUUGUAUUUUGGAAUAUGACUGAAGAUCAAGAACAAAUGAUUCUUGAUGAUCUUGCUAUGUCAAAUGUAACUGUUCGUUUAUUAAAAAGUGAAGAUGUUGAGUGUGAAACUUUUCAUUUUCAAUAUGAUCUUAAUUCUACUAGACAACCUAGAAUUUUCAAUGAUAUGAUUACUUUGAAGUCAGAUAAUCAUAUGAUUAAAUUAACAAUUAGUCACGCCAUGAGUCAAAGUACAAAAUUAGCUUUAUAUGAAUGGCAAAUGGAAAAUACGAUCGGAAGUACAAUGCAUAUACCAAAAAUGUUGGCUCAAACUGGGCGUUUGGAUUUGAAUCGAAUUCAAGUCACAAAAUUAAGUGGGGAAAUGUUUAAGUUACGAAUGAAUGUUAAUCUAGUAUCCAAUGUUUUAGAUACUCCUGAAAUAUUUUGGGCAGAGCCUUCUUUGGAUCCAUUGUAUAGUGCUAUAAGAGCAUAUCUUGAAAUUUCUCAACGGGCCACGCUCCUUAAUGACCGAUGUAAAGUCAUUAGCGAUUUAUUGGAUAUGUUGCGUGAAGAUGUUGGUAAUUACAAUAUGACACGCAUUACGUGGAUCAUAAUCUGGUUGAUUGUUGUGGCAGUUUUUGUAGCUAUUGGAGAAAUUGCCGUGAAAGCUUUACAUUUUUAUGGUGAUGAGAAAAGAUCACGUUAUGUAGGUGGCUUCAAUGAUAUAUCUUUACCUAAGAUGAAUAUACCUAGUAGUGGUCUAGUUUGGAUUUUGAAAAUUAUGUUGUUAUUACCUGAAAACUGUACCAGAUAUUUAAUUGAAAUAAUCUUGUUUGAAAGUUGGUUUCACAGGUCAGUUGAUCGUACCUCUGUCAGCCUUCAUCAUCAAAUAAUUUUGGUACACUAUACACUUAAAAUUCCUGCAUUAAUGGCGGCAACAAUUCACUUAACCACACAACAGACAAAUCCUGCGCAUCCUCAGCAUGUCCAACUACAGUCUGCAAGAGGUCGUCCUAUUUCAACUCCUGUCCCAAUGAACUAUCCUCGAUAUCCUGAAGUACCCCUCUCUUCACAAGUAUCUCAAAACUCCGCACGAAGAGGUAAUAUGUUUGGCCCAUAUCUACUGUUACAAACUUUGGGCGAAGGUGAAUUCGGCAAAGUUAAACUUGGUAUGCACGUGGACACUGGUGAAGAGGUUGCAAUCAAACUCAUACGUAAAGAAUCUGUAGAUACCCCAUCUCGACUUACAAAAAUUGAAAGAGAAAUAGGAGUAUUACGGAGUGUGAUGCAUCCAAAUAUUGUAAAAUUAUAUGACGUGUUCGAAGCAGAUCGAUAUAUUGGCAUUAUUAUGGAAUACGCCUCAGGUGGUGAACUUUUUGAUCAUAUAUUAGCACAUCGAUACCUCAAAGAACGAGAUGCUUGUCGAUUGUUUGCACAACUAAUUAGUGGAGUGAAUUAUUUACAUCAAAAAAAUAUCGUGCAUCGUGAUCUUAAAUUAGAAAAUCUCUUGUUAGAUCGUAAUAGAAAUAUUAUAAUUACUGAUUUUGGAUUCGCAAACCAAUUCAAUGGUGCUCAUGAUGAUUUGAUGGCUACAUCUUGUGGUAGUCCUUGUUAUGCCGCACCAGAAUUGGUGAUCAGCGAAGGGUUAUAUGUCGGAAGUGCUGUAGAUAUUUGGAGUUGUGGUGUUAUUCUAUACGCUAUGUUGUCAGGAUAUCUUCCUUUUGAUGAUGAUCCUUCAAACCCCGAUGGUGAUAAUAUAAACUUAUUGUACAAAUACAUUAUUAAUACUCCGUUGGUAUUCCCCGAAUACGUAAGCCCUGAUGCUAGGGAUUUACUUAGAAAGAUGCUUGUCCCUGAUCCGUCAAAGAGAUGUGAUAUGAAGACUAUAAUGUCUCAUAGAUGGUUGGUACCAUAUGCAUCAUUAUUUGAAUAUACUAUCCGAGAACUGGAGGAAGCUGCAAAUCCGAUGAACUCAUUAGCAUCACAAGAUGCAUAUAUUCAAUCUGGAGUUUCUAUUUCAAACAAUUUCCUAACUACUGAUUAUGCUGUGGAUCAAGCAAACACUGCACCUGGUAAUAUUACCGUUAAACGUCAUACUAUCCAAGUAGAAUAUGAAUACCCUGAUAAUAAUACUGAGGGAUAUGUUGAUUAUCCCGAUGAAGAUUUUCAAUUUGUCGAUGGAACUCGUCUUGGUUCGACCGUUGUACCUGUAGCAACAUCAGACAUGAUAUUAGCCGAAGAACAAGAAGAUAUAUUAGUUAAUGAUUAUGACACUACCAAAAAUAAUACUUCACAGAACCUUUUAGUAACUGCACCGCAUUCUAAAACAGAGAAACACUUUAGUAUAACAUCAACCGGAUCUGGUAAUUCAGAUAAAAGUAGUGGUCCAGGAAGUACACCACCAGGAACUCCAUCAACUACAAGAAAUUCUGCAAAUACUGGCAAUGGCUUGUUUACUUUGUUUGAAAGUGAUCCCAAUAAUAAAAAUCAAUCCUCAGAUAAAACUCCACGAAUUAAUAAUGUAAAUAGUAAUCUUGUUUUACCACCUCCAAGUGACACUUACCAACCGGAUUUACAGAAGAGCGCAUCUCAAACACCAAAAAAGAGAGAUGCACCACGUACUAGACCUGUGACUUUACAUGGUCCUCCAUCAGGAUCCCAAGAUUUUCUAUCAAUGGUACCAGGGUAUAAACAAAAUUCUACCAACGCAUCUUCGAAUGUCACGGUUUCAUCACAAUAUAACAAUGAUAAUUCACUACAACAAAAACUUCCACCUUUAACCACACCACCUACCACGCCUUUACCCGCAAUUCCGAGUCGUCAAGAUUCAUUAUCAUCUAUAAGCCAAAAGAGACACAAAAAAGCAUCAUCAGAAAAAAUUAAUCUACAUACAGGAAAUAGUCCAUCACCAAUAGAAAAUGGAUCUUCGGUUACGAAUCGCACUAACAAUUCAGAUAUUAUCAAAGAAUCAAAUUUGAUUAAUUCAAGAACAUUACCCUUACAAUCAACACAGUUACCAGUACCACCAUCUCAAAAUGUUGAUAUAAACUCUGAUACCGCGUCUGAUUCAACUAGUCUUAUGGAUGAUGGUAGUGAUUCUAGGAGUAAGAGAGGUGGCAAGAGGAAAGCUUUAAGCCUUAUGGUUGAAACAUUUAAAGGGCCGACAAGUCAUUCGACGCAUAGUAUUGUUUCAAAUAAUAAUGUAUCAACAAAAGACAAAAGAAAGACCCUCGGUAGUGGUAUGUCUUCUAGUAGUUCUAAUGCAGCUAAGAAAGUUAUGGAUUGGUUUAGAAGAAAAUCUUUGGGUAUACAUAUUCAUACCAAGAUUGCUAAGGUUGACAAAACUGGUAUAACAAAUGGUGACAUUUCUGCUAAUCAUUCCAAAAGUAAAACCAAGAGACCAAAAAAUAAUCCAGCAGUAAUUGUUACACAACCUAGUAACAGUACAAAUUCACCUUCAUCAUCACGCCAGUCUACAAUGACAUUAAUGGCUAAUGUGGACUCUAAACUUCGUUUACAUCAUGGUGCAGUUGAUAAUCAAGCUUUGACUGAACGACCACCAUAUGAAAUUUUCAUAGUAAUUAAACAAACUUUAGUUAGUAUGGGUAUAGAGAUAAAACGUGAAGGAGAAUUCAAGGUUAGAUGCGUGAGACGCAAGAGAAAGGUUGAAAACAAACCUUCUGCUAAAGAUAAGUCUAUAAAGACCAAGGGCACUUUGACAACAUUAGAGGGAUCAGAAAGUACAUCAGAUUUGUCUAUUGAAAAGAAGCGUAAAAAAUACGCUAGUGGGCCAUUUAAAACAUUGUUACGUCGUACAAGUUCAAAUAAUGCCAAUCAACUAUUAUCCACAUCUUCAUUAUCACACAACUAUAAAUCAAACCGAUCAAAUCGAUCAAACGAGUCAGUAUCUGUUUCAGCACCAACUAGUCCGACAUUAGGUCCGAUUAUGACAGUUACGGGCCCAGCCGAUUGUCCCACCUCGCCAUUAGUACCAGAAGUAUUAUAUGGAGAUCCAACGACAGAUUCGGGCGAUGAAAUCAGGUUUGCAGUAGAACUAUGUCGUCUUAAAAAUCUUCCUGGAUUAUAUAUUGUGGAUAUCAAAAGAAUAAAGGGUAAUCUUUGGGCAUACAAAUUUUUAUAUCAUACGCUUCUCGAUAAAUUGGAUUUAAAAGGCAAAGGUGGUUAUCUAACUAUUGGAACAAGUGGCGGAAUGAUUCAUGAUGGGAAGACCUAUAUAGCCUAA